AAAAAAAAAAAAAAAAAAAACUGAAUUUCAUCGUGUUUUUUUUUUCAAUCCACACAAUCGGGAAUUGCGCCCAAGUCGUAGCGGGAGAAGGAGGUUUGGGGUGGGGGAGAGAGUGGACGGCACGGAACUUUUGGGAUAAUGUCCCUUAACACUUGGACGUACAGUACUGCACACAAGUCACACUGCUGCACACUAGGAAUAAUGGAAGAUUCUCAUUUUAACUCAUCCUAUUUCUGGUCUCCCAUCCCAACUGUGCCAGGACAGCUGGAGAAUGCAGUCUUCCUGAACAAAGUGAAAGAGCAGCAGGAAAAGAACGCAUCCUUCCCUCCGUCCUCGGCCUCCCACUACCAAACGGCCUUGCUCACCAUCCCGACGUCGGGGGGCAAGACAGACGGAAGCGGGCAGGCUGUCAGCUCCGCCCACCUGCACCCACCUCACAGCAACCAGAAUAUUACUGUGCUGCCUGUACCUUCCACUGGCAUCAUGACAGCAGCGGGUCUGGUCAUUACAACUCCCCAGCGAACGUUAGUACCUCCCACAUCCUCACAGUCCUUUGUGUCUGCGCACCCGACCACCACCAUGAUUGUCUCCGCCGUUCAUUCUCCAGACAAAAAAGAGGAUGGGGCGUCCCACGUGGUGGUGAUGCCGACGCCGUCCAAGCGAGGCCGCAAGAAGAAGAGCAUGGUCGGCGCUGGCAACGAAACGCUCAUACUGACUCAGCUGAGUGCUGUCGGACAGGUGACAUCUUUGCAUCAUCACACCAGGGAUCCAUAUGAUAUUUCUAACGAAGAGGAAGAUCCCGGCCUUAAGGACAGCACUAAAACAUACAGGUGCCGGAUGUGCGCGGCGACCUUCUUCAGUAAGUCUGACAUGCAGAUCCACUCCAAGUCGCACACAGAGGCCAAACCUCACAAGUGUCCGCACUGCGCCAAGUCUUUCGCCAACUCCAGCUACCUGGCGCAGCACAUCCGCAUCCACAGUGGGGCCAAGCCUUACACCUGCUCCUACUGCCAGAAAUCAUUCAGGCAGCUCAGUCACUUACAGCAGCACACACGUAACCACACGGAAUCAAAGCCUCACAAGUGCCCACAUUGCACCAAGUCGUUCGCCAACUCCAGCUACCUGGCACAGCACAUCCGCAUACACACGGGCGUGAAACCUUAUACCUGCUCUUACUGCCAGAAGUCAUUCAGGCAGCUCAGUCACCUUCAGCAGCACAACAGGAUUCAUACUGGAGAUCGGCCGUACAAGUGUGCACACCCUGGAUGUGAGAAAUCCUUCACCCAACUCUCCAAUUUACAGUCCCAUCGCCGUCAGCACAACAAAGACAAACCUUACAAGUGCUCCAACUGCAACAAAGGCUACGUAGACGCCGCAAGCCUGGAGGUGCACAUGUCCAAACACACGGUCAGGCAUGCCCGGAUCUACUCGUGCGGUCUCUGUAACCGCACGUACACCUCAGUAAGACCAAUAUGCAUUUGUGAAGAGAAUUCCCAGUGGCCUCACUGGCGCCACACGCCUGCCAGCCACUUUACACCGUAUAGUCAUGUGUCCACUGUCUCCCCUCUACCCCCACCCCAGGAGACCUAUCUCUUGAAACACAUGGAGAAACACGGCCAAGAGCAGUUGAACGCGACCGAUGCUGUAGCGGCGCAGCAGAGCCAAAGCCAGCCUGCCCGGGCUCAAACUGGAGCUCGAAACCAGGCGGAGGGCUCGGAAGGUGGAGGGAGCCGGGCCGGACACAGCCAAAGCGGCUACGCCCAGUCAGAUGCCAUGUCCUGUCCCUUUGACCUGCACCAGUACAAGACUGUGUCCGCUGGCGACAUCCAGUACAAACCCGUGGGCGUGUCGGACAUUUCCUCCCACAAGGACCUCUGUCUAACUGUGUCGUCUUCCAGCAUCCAAGUGGAGCACCUCAACUCGUAGAGAUGAAGGGCUGGAAAAAAAACCCACAUAGGACAUAAAAGCAAUACUAACAUAAAAUGAGAACUUUUGGAACUGUGCCUGGAAAUGUUUUGUUUUUGGCCAAGCUUUUCAUUUUGCUGGAGUGUCCUAACAGAGGGAAAUGUGUGUGAAAGUGCUGCAAUGGAAAAAAAAAAAUUACAGUCCAUCACAGUGAUGGUUUUUUAAGAAAGGAAAUAUUGUGCCUGUCUUGAUUGUUGUUUUAUCAUGUUCUGCUCUUCUGUGCAAAUGCAGCCUGCAGGUCAUAACCAUGUUAUGCUAUGGAGAGAAUGCGUAAUGACAUUUUACAUCAGUGUUAUUACCAUUUACUAUGUGGAACACUUCUCAAAGGGACAUAGAGGUUAUUUCCUUUUCAGGAAAAUAAAAAAAAAAUCUCUAUGUAGAUACAUCUUAUAUUACCAGCUGAUAAAAGUGUGACGUGUGUGUGUAUGUGUAUAUAUAUAUAUAUAUAUAUAUAUAUAUAUAUAUAUAUAUAUAUAAAAUGUACUGUACACCUAAAUGCAGGCUCUCAUGUUGUAUUACCAUCAUUCUGCUUUUUGUGUUCGUCUAGUGUGUCUUGCUAUUAUGUACUUUCAGACUCGUGUAUGUAAUACUCCUUUAUGGACACACUUGCACAGCUGACCUUUCUUUUUUUUUUUUUUUUUUGAUAAUGAACAAUAAAAAAUGUUUGGAAUCUUUAUCCCUGGGGUGUCCAUGCACAUUCAGUUGCAUAAUAUACAAAAAAAAUCUUUUACAUAAGGUCUGAAAUGUACUUUAACUGCUUCCUAAAAUAUUGUAAAUAAAAAAAAAUCUAAAAGUUCAGUCAUUAAUGUGUCUGACUUUUGGGGUACUGAAUAAAAAAAACAUUUGGAGCCUUUUAACAACGGUUUGUAUAUGCAUGUUGGACACAGUUGCAUAUGGUAAAAUUCU
Syngnathoides biaculeatus (alligator pipefish) is the source of this 2871-nucleotide messenger RNA. RefSeq names its product zinc finger protein 384 b (gene znf384b). The record is from RefSeq and is a predicted model, not a curated record. The transcript is spliced from 11 exons. NCBI's taxonomy places the organism in Eukaryota, Metazoa, Chordata, Actinopteri, Syngnathiformes, Syngnathidae. Gene Ontology annotation, biological process: regulation of transcription by RNA polymerase II. The coding region runs from base 139 to 1926 and encodes 595 amino acids. Gene Ontology annotation, cellular component: nucleus. Gene Ontology annotation, molecular function: DNA-binding transcription factor activity, RNA polymerase II-specific; RNA polymerase II cis-regulatory region sequence-specific DNA binding.